AUGGCUUUGCUUGUAAACGUUGAAGGCACAUAUCAGCCCUUCGCACCACCAGGCGAAGUCAUCAAAUACCCAGACCAUCGGGCUUGGAAGAAAUGCGAGCGCAAGAUUUACAUCGAUCUUCCACCAGAAUCGGGGCAUUCGGAAAGCAAGAGGGCUAUCGUGUCUACCGGACAGAUCAAAACGCUGCUCAUGAGCGUGUACGAUAUGGGACAGUACAAGGUGGGACAGGGAUAUCUCUAUGCCAUGUUGGUUCUGCAACAGGUGAAUAGGGCAACGAACACCUACAAGCGCAUUGGUUACAUGACAUUGGAAACCCGGAAGGGGUUCGAUGUGUCCAGCCUUCCGCUAGGCUUAAUAGGCAACGAGGAGAUUCUGCACAUUGUUUAG
Molecule: messenger RNA, 387 nt
Organism: Alternaria ethzedia
Lineage: Eukaryota; Fungi; Ascomycota; Dothideomycetes; Pleosporales; Pleosporaceae
Exons: 3
Coding region: 1-387 (128 amino acids)
Source: RefSeq, a predicted model, not a curated record